GUUUUUACUUUUAAAAUGCCUGUAUUUGUCUUUUGAACAGGCUCAUAAACCAUACCAUGGAUAACUUAUUGGACUUGGCCUGAAAGGAGUGAGUAGUGCCACUACUGGCCAUCCUGGCGACAGGUUUUUCAGAAUGAAUGGAAGGUCAUGCAGCAUGAGUCUUCACCGGACAGCAGGAAACACACAGGGGCCUGGGAUGCUUAGUGGCCAACAUGGCCCUCCCCUCCGAGGUCACUCUGGGACGCCCGGCCCAGUGUCCUGUGGCAGCACAGCGAGCCCCGCUAUUGGAAGCCUUGCUAACAGUCUCCAUCUCAAGAUGCCUUGUGGAGAAGGGAUGGCUCCUCAGAACAACAUGGUUGAGAGCCCCAUUCACCUGCCUGCCUUGAGCCCCAGGAGACAAGUGCUCACCAGUGGGAAGCCCCGAUACCAGGUCACUCAGGCCGGAGGCUUGUCAGGGUCACACACUUUAAAGCCAAAGCAGCAGGAAUUUGGAAACCCUUUUCCUUCAAAUCCUGGGAAAGGGGCUCUUGGCUUUGGGCCUCAGUGCAAGUCCAUUGGAAAAGGCAGCUGCAACAAUCUAGUGGUCACCAGCAGUCCCAUGAUGGUUCAGCGACUGGGACCCAUUUCACCUCCAGCAAGCCAGGUCUCCACAGCAUGCAACCAGAUCAGUCCUAGCUUACAGAGGGCUAUGAAUGCAGCCAACCUGAAUAGACCUCCUUCAGAUACCAGGUCCCUUAUUUCGUGUGAGUCUCUGGCAUCCAUGACUCUGAGUCUGACGGAAAGCCAGUCGGGCUUGAGUGUGAAACAGGAGUGGUCGCAAGGCUACAGGACUGUCCCUGCACUUUCCUCCAGCCCCGGCUCCCAGAAUGGCAUUGGUCUAGGUGAUCUUGGUAGCCUUCCUCCAGGAGCAUCCAUGUCCAGCAAUAGUGUUUCUAACUCAUUGCCGCCCUACCUUUUUGGCAUGGAGAAUAGCCACUCUCCUUAUCCCAGUCCCCGGCACUCAGCCACCAGGUCCCACUCUACACGCUCUAAGAAGAGAGCGUUGUCCCUGUCCCCACUCUCUGAUGGCAUCAGCAUAGACUUUAACACCAUCAUCCGCACCUCUCCCACGUCCUUGGUGGCCUACGUCAAUGGAUCCAGAGCUUCCCCAGCCAAUGUGUCUCCACAGCCUGAAGUCUACGGGCACUUCCUGGGGGUGCGUGGCAGCUGCAUCCCCCAACCGUGUCCGGUGCCCAGUGGCCAGAAGGGCGUACUGGUGGCCAGCAGCGGCCUGGCACUGCCAGCGUAUGGCGAGGACUGCGCACUCGAAUAUGAGCGCAUGCAGCAACUGGAGCACGGUGGCCUCCAGCCCGGACAGGUCAACAACAUGGUGGUACAGAACCGUUUACAGGUCCCAGACGGCCCUCCGACCUCUGGCCUGCUCAAGACCGAGCGUCUGGAAGAGUUCCCGGGCAGUGCCCUUGACCUGCCUCCUUUGCCACCUCCCCAAGGUCCCCCACCCCCCUACCAUGCCCACUCACACCUGCACCAUUCAGAGCUCCUGGCCCAUGCCCAGCCACUGGCUCUAUCCCAGGCCAGCCUGGAUGAGGAUGGAGACAUGGACGACCUGGGGGGCAAGCACUGCUGUCGCUGGAUUGACUGCAGCGCCCUGUAUGACCAGCAGGAGGAACUUGUGCGGCACAUUGAGAAGGUCCACAUAGACCAGCGCAAGGGCGAAGACUUCACCUGCUUCUGGGCCGGUUGCCCUCGACGGUACAAGCCUUUCAACGCCCGCUAUAAGCUGCUGAUCCACAUGAGGGUCCACUCCGGGGAGAAGCCCAACAAGUGUACGUUUGAAGGUUGCAAAAAAGCCUUUUCAAGGCUCGAAAAUCUCAAGAUUCACUUGCGGAGCCACACAGGCGAGAAGCCAUAUCUGUGCCAGCAUCCGGGCUGCCAGAAGGCGUUCAGUAACUCCAGUGACCGUGCCAAACACCAGCGGACACAUCUGGACACUAAACCUUAUGCUUGUCAAAUUCCAGGAUGUACCAAACGCUACACAGACCCAAGUUCCCUAAGAAAGCAUGUGAAGGCCCAUUCUUCCAAAGAUCAACAAGCAAGGAAAAAGCUGCGGUCCAGCACAGAGCUCCAUCCAGACCUGCUCACGGAUUGCCUCACUGUGCAGCCACUGCAGCCGGCCGCUUCCCCAAGAGAUGCUGCUGCCGAUGGCACUGUGGGAUGCUCCUCAGGGUCCGGACCGGACCUCUAUUCAGCUCCCAUUUUCUCCAGCAAUCAUUCAAGUCGAAGCGGAACAGCUGCUGGGGCCGUGCCACCCCCGCAUCCUGUCAGUCACCCUUCUCCGGGACAUAAUGUACAGGGGAGCCCCCACAACCCCUCUUCCCAGUUACCUCCACUCGCAGCUGUGGACGCAGGAGCUGAGAGGUUCGUGCCUUCAGUCCCAUCUCCUCACCACCACAUCAGUCCCCGGCGAGUCCCAGCUCCCUCAUCCAUCCUGCAGAGAGCGCCGCCACCCCAUCCCCAGCAGCUCUCCGGUGCGCACCUGAAGUCCUUUCAACCAGAAACAAACUCUUCCUUUCAACCAAAUGGCAUCCACGUGCAUGGGUUUUAUGGACAGCUGCAAACCUUAUGUCCUCCACACUACCCUGACUCACAGAGAACCGGGCCGCCCGUCAGCUCCUGCAGUGCAGUGCCUUCCUUCGAGGACUGCCUGGUCCCCACGUCCAUGGGCCAGGCUGGUUUCGAUGUUUUCCACAGAGCCUUCUCAACUCAUUCGGGCAUUACAGUGUAUGAUUUGCCGUCGGCUUCUUCGAGUCUCUUCGGAGAGUCACUCCGCAGCGGGCCUGAAGACGCCACGUUCUUGCAGAUUAGUACUGUGGACCGCUGCCCUAGCCAGCUGUCCUCCAUCUACACUGAAGGCUAGAGGUGCUCCCGGCCUCUGCUGCUCCUCCAGAACCUUUUGGAGGCUUGCUGCCUUUUGUCUUCAUCUUCUCACCGACUGCGUG
This is a messenger RNA of Ochotona curzoniae (black-lipped pika), 2999 nucleotides long. It is a transcript of the gene GLIS3, whose product is annotated as GLIS family zinc finger 3. Gene Ontology annotation, molecular function: DNA-binding transcription factor activity, RNA polymerase II-specific; RNA polymerase II cis-regulatory region sequence-specific DNA binding. The coding region runs from base 134 to 2917 and encodes 927 amino acids. Lineage: Eukaryota; Metazoa; Chordata; Mammalia; Lagomorpha; Ochotonidae. Gene Ontology annotation, cellular component: nucleus. The transcript has 10 exons. Gene Ontology annotation, biological process: regulation of transcription by RNA polymerase II. The record is from RefSeq and is a predicted model, not a curated record.